AUAUAGUAAGUGAAUAAAAAAAUAAAAAACCAAAACAUAAAUCCGUAAAAUAAAAGAGAGGGAAGAGGGUCAGGCGCACAAGAGUCUAGAGCCGACGUCGACUGAGUUGUCUGGUGAUAUGAGUCGCGAAAUCAACACCAACGCAAUUCAGUUACAAUUCAACACACACGUAGACCCACAAUAAAAAAAAACAUCUAUAUGUAUAUACAUACAUAUUUAUACAUAACUAUGAUAGUCUGUCAAAAAUAUGAUAAUUAAUUUUUUAAAUGAGUAGCCGUCAGCCGUGAGUCGUUGACGUUUAGUAAAAAUGACUUAAAGUUUAUUAAUUUUUGAUACAAUGGCUCUCUCCAAGGUACUAAAUUUAACGUCAAUUGGAAAUAAUACCAAUGAGAAGUUAAGUGAUAUCAAUAUGUACGACACAUCAGUAACCAAUAGCAUAUCAGAUCCCACUAGAUGCCGGGAAUACAACCCAUGGAAUUACGAUUUAAUGAGUCGGAAUAAAAAUCACAAAAUGGAAGAUGAAGAGACCCAAGAUCUCAACAAUUCGAUGGUCAAUGACCUGGUGUCAAAAGUAUUGGACGAUGAUCCAAUACCAGACAAGCCGAUCAACAAUAAUUACAACGUAAAUCAAUACGACAUCGAUCAAAUAAAAUCACAAAAUCACUCGUAUUACAAAAGUUACGAUUUACAACAUGAAGAAUUCAUAAAAAAUCAUCAGUCAGCCCAAACAAUUAAAGACAAUCGUGAUAUAUUUGAUAUAUAUUCAAAUUUGGAGUCACUUUGCAUAAACGAUUUAGUUUCUCAAGACACAUUUUAUUUAAAUAACAACAAAUACAAAAAUUUAUCACCGGCAUACAACGAUCUAGGGAUGGCCUACUCGGUAAAUGAUUUGAUAUCAAAAAAAUUUACUGAUUUACAACCUCAGCAUCAACUCCAACCUCAACCUCAGUACCAGCAGCCAGGCCAUCAAACCUGGACAGAUUUUGAUGACAUAUUCGACAGCCAUCAACAGUUUCCAUCCCACGAUUUAAAUUACAACCCAAUUUCCCCGUCAAUUCAUCAGGAUCAUCAAGAAUUGAACCAUCAGCAGCCGUCGCUGAUAAACAUCCAGGACUUCAACUCAACAAAUCAACCCUACAAUCGUUCCAACUCAGCCAUGACCGAUUUCUCAACCGACUCAGGAUUUCUGUCAAACUCUCCCCUGCAAAAUCAACAUUUAUCACCAGAUUACAGCAGCUAUUCAUCAGGAUAUCGGUACGACGAUGCUGCUAAUUCACAAAAUUCAUCAUCAGCAUCAUCGCUGAUGUCUGCCACUGGAUUCAAAGCUUACGAUUAUGAUUACAAAGGACAUUCUGCUGAUUACAUAAACAAUUAUCAUGAAAAUGAUGCUAAAUCAAUGGCAGUUAAUCAAAAAAUAGAUGACACAUUAAUUAAAAUGUUGACGCCAUCAUCAAUUAAAUUAAAUGAUAAUCAUAAUAACAAAAAUAAUCAAUUAUUUAACUACCAGAGCUUACAAAAUAAUCAUAAUCAGUUACCCGGACAUCAAAAUAAUUCAAAUCAAGGAUUAAAUUGCUAUCAGUAUCGCGUGACACCGCGUGUUAAUGGACAACAAUCACAACCAAUAAUAAUGGACCAAUUAAAUAAAUAUAAUUAUCCAUUGAAUGUCGAUCAAAAUUAUCAGCAACGUUACACUGCCAAUAAUUAUGAUUACAAAACAAAUUCUACAAUAAAUACUUCGCUAUCGAUGAUAAAUAACAACAACUGCUACCAGACAAAUGGAUCAAAAUCACUGAACAAUCAUAAUUAUGACACGAGAACUGAUACCUCUGCUAUUGGAUCAAUAAAUUAUAGUAAUUUAGCAGCGCAAUUGCGUAAUGCUGAUCCUAAUUUAUUGCACUCAAUUAUCAAGCAGCAGCAGCAGCAGCAACAGUCCCAGCCAAUGAGAAUGCCGGACAUGCUGAUGAAUGCCAGAUUAAUUAGAGCUAAUGGCGGUGGUAAUCCUGGAGCCAGUGCAGCUGGAACUGGAACUGGUACAGGUGUUGGUGUUGGUGUCGGUGUCUAUCCGUCGAUGCUGCCGGUGCCUUUGGUCCAGCCGAUACUGAAUGCUGGUGCGAUUGGACUCCGUGGUAUCAAAGCAAGACGUGCUGGUGCGUCGAGUAUUCUGCAUCUAAGAUUGGAGCAGACAUUCGAUCAGUUCAAGCAAUUGGAGAAAGAAAGAAAAAAAUGCGAAGCCGGACUGGCUGCUCAUUUUCCAGGCAAAAGGGUCACCAGCGCUAACAAUAUCCCGGUACCUAGACUUCAGGGUAAUCCAUCGAGAGCUGACAGACUCAUCAUUGAUCACUUGAGAGAACAUGCGCGAGUUAUUACUCUUAUUGCCAAGAUGGAGCACUUGCGGGGUGUGACUAUGAAUGAAAGAGUACACAAGGCGAUGGAAUUCUGGCUUGAGUCAAUUAAAUUUGUCCAGGAAUGCCGUAAAAAAGAAAUUACUCACGCAACUAAACGUCAAAAAGAAAAUCCACAUUGCAGUCCCAUUCAUGAUGACAAAGAUAUAAUAAUUUUAGCAGAAAGUAUCCGUGAAUUAACACGGGCAGCACGUUUGGCGCGCACCGCAAUGUUCAAUGCAAUGCAGUCAACUUUACUACAAAAUAAAGACAUAGAAAAAAAAAUAAUCGAAACUUCAAGUGACGUAAUACUUGGAAUAAUUACUAAAGAAUCAUCAACAGCAGUAUCUUCAGUGUCAUCAAUAUCAACAACAUCACCGGCAGCUGACGGUAAUUGUACAUCAUCACCUAUUACGACUUAGCAAAUUAAAUUUAAUUACAAACAAUAGCAACAAUGAACAAAAAAAAUAUAUAUUCACAUUUUAUUAAUAAUAAUUAACAAAAAUAUCAACGAUAACAAAAAAAAAAAAGCUCAAUUCUUCUUUACAAUGUCUGUUAAAUUGCAACAAUCUGCUCACAAUUGCGUCCAUAUUGGGAACAGUGUUUAAUUAAAUUAAUUUGAUUAAUUAAUAAAUAUAAACACUUUUAUUUAAUUCUUCAGUCUACAAUACCUCAAUCAAGUAUUAGUUAAUGGUGCUAAUGAGCAUCUGAAUUACUUAAACAAUUAAUUAAAACUGCACAAUAAAAUCUUCCAGAAUAAACAAAAAAAAUCCCCAUGGAUUUUUAUAAUCAGUAAUCAAUGAUAGUUAAUUUAAAAAAAAAAAAAAACGAAAGUAAAUGGCUUUAGUUAAUUAAUAAACAUAAAAUAUUUAAAAUAAAUGGCUAUUAGAGAGUAGUUUUUUUGCUACUUAGCAAAAGGAAAAUUAUAUUUAGUAAUAAUAAUGAUAAUUAUUAUUAUUAUAAUGAUGUUGUCUCUAUAGAAUAGUUUAAUGUGGCCUUCCUCACGUGUGUAUGUGGUGUGACCCGUCUUAGAUUUUUAAUAACGCUAGAAAUUCCGUUAUUAGGUUUUUUUUUAUUUCAUUUCUGGGUUUAAAUAUUCAUAUAUGAUCGUAUUGAAAUAUAUAUGACCAUAUCUGAUCAUAUAUGGUAAUACUUACAUAUAUAUGAUCGUAUAUGACUGUACUUAAUCACCUGACUUGAUCAUAUAUGGUCAUAUCUGACAAUCAUGUAUAGUCAUACUUAAAUAUAUAUGAUCUCAUAUACAAUUCUACUUCUUAAUAUCUGACUUAAUCAUGUAAGGUCAUAUAUGGUCAUAUCCAAACUUAUAUGGUCAUAGUUGGUCAUAUCUGAACAUAUAUGAUCAUAAUUAGUCAUAUCUGGUCAUAUGAUCAUUUUUAAAUAUAUGUUCUUAUAUGAUCAUAAAACUUGUCUGACUUGACCAUGUAUAAUCAGACUCGAAUAUAUGAUCAUAUAUGGUCAUGCUUGACCAUAUCUGAACAUAUAUGGCCCUACUUGGUCAUAUCUGAACAUAUAAAGUCAUAGUUGGUCAUAUCUGAACAUAUAUGAUUAUAAUUAGUCAAAUCUGGUUCGAUCAUAUGAUCAUUUUUAAAUAUAUGUUCUUAUAUGAUCACAAAACUUGUAUGAUUUGACCAUGUAUAAUCAGACUCGAAUAUAUGAUCAUAUAUGGUCAUACUUGACCAUAUCUGAACAUAUAUGGCCCUACUUGGUCAUAUCUGAACAUAUAUGGUCAUAGUUGGUCAUAUCUGAACAUAUAUGGUCAUAGUUGGUCAUAUCUGAACAUAUAUGGUCAUAGUUGAUCAUAUCUGAACAUAUAUGAUUAUAAUUAGUCAUAUCUGGUUCGAUCAUAUGAUUAGUUUUAAAUAUAUGUUCUUAUAUGAUCACAAAACUUGUCUGACUCGACCAUUUGUAAUCAGACUCAAUUAUAUGAUCAUAUAUCGUCAUACUUGACCAUAUCUGAACAUAUAUGGCCCUACUUAGUCAUAUCUGAACAUAUAUGGCCCUACUUAGUCAUAUCUGAACAUAUAUGCCCAUACUAAGUCAUAUCUGGUUCGAUCAUACGACCAUAUCUGAUCAUAUGUGGUCAUAUCUGAAUAUAUAUGAGCAUAUCUGAUCGUAAUUAAAUAUAUGUUCUUAUAUGACUACAAAAAUUUGUCUGACUUAAUCAUAUGUAAUUAUAAUUUAAUAUAUGAUCAUAUCUGGUCAUUAAAAUGUAUAUGAUUAUAUAUGAAUAUUUUAACCCGGAAAAAAAAUUUCGAGUGACUAAAAUUGUUUUGUUAAUUAAUUAUUAAAUAGAAAAUAAUUAAUUAAAAAAAAAUUUACACCGGCUUAUCUUGACAAAAAAUAUAUUAAUUAAACAAUUAAAAAAAAAUAAAAUUAGAAUGACGUAGAUGUUUUCCUAUUGACUUUGAUAAAUAAAAUUUUCUCGUAGAUUUUUUACUGAAAAAAAUGAUCGAGAUUUAUUAAUUAAUUAAUUAAUUAAUUAAUUAAUUAAUUAAAGCUAAUGUGCUACUAUGCCUAUUUAAUAAAAAAUUGCCUGUAAUGCCCUUCCUGCAUUCGUCCAUUACUAAUUAUAUUUUAAAAAUUAAUUUAUCUGUUUAAUUAAUUAAUUUUUUAAUUAACUCAAUCAAAUUUUGUUUAAUUAAAUUAUUUUCUGUUUAUUAUUAACUGUGAUAACUUUUAAAUGCCAACUAAACUUUAAAGCCUAAACAAAAAUUUUAACCAAAUCAUCGAAUUAAAAAUCCAAAUUUGAAAAAAAAAAAAAAAUCCAAUUAUCGUAUUACUUAAUUACAUUAUCAUUCGAUAUAAUGACCUGAGAUAGUUAUAAACGAAACAUAAUUAUUAAACAAUUAUAAUAAUAAUUGAAAUUUUAUCGGCAACUCCGUUCAUAAAAAAGCUUAAUAAUUUAAUUAAAAUAAUAAUAUAGAGAAUUUAGAGCGUAGAGAUAUGGAUAGCUGAUGAUUAGACUGCAUUGAAUAGAUAAAAGACGUGUCCAAGAUUACGUACUUAUUAUUUAUAUUAAGAAAAAUGAUAAUAAUAAACAUUAAAUAUUUUUUUUUUGGUGCACGAGACACAGAGUGUUAGAUUCUCAUGCACUUGUAUAGGAAAAUAAUGAAAGAUUCGCUUUUAAAAAUAUAUAUAAUUAUUAAUAUUGUUUAUUUAAAUGACGGUAAAAGUCAAUUUUAUCGAAUAAAAAUAUAAUAAAUAUGUGUCCGACAAUCCUAAAUAAAAAUUCAAUUGCAUGUGAUACUAUAUCAUACAAUUAAAAUAUUAAAAAAAAAUAAUUAUAGAA
Messenger RNA from Microplitis mediator, 5691 nucleotides. RefSeq lists its product as uncharacterized. NCBI's taxonomy places the organism in Eukaryota, Metazoa, Arthropoda, Insecta, Hymenoptera, Braconidae. Gene Ontology annotation, biological process: female meiosis I; male meiosis I; mRNA stabilization. The record is from RefSeq and is a predicted model, not a curated record. Gene Ontology annotation, cellular component: cytoplasm; nucleus. Bases 338 to 2803 code for a protein of 821 amino acids. The transcript is spliced from 5 exons.